Fusarium coffeatum is the source of this 1401-nucleotide messenger RNA. RefSeq lists its product as uncharacterized. NCBI's taxonomy places the organism in Eukaryota, Fungi, Ascomycota, Sordariomycetes, Hypocreales, Nectriaceae. The transcript has a single exon. The coding region runs from base 1 to 1401 and encodes 466 amino acids. The record is from RefSeq and is a predicted model, not a curated record. Gene Ontology annotation, biological process: mitotic DNA replication preinitiation complex assembly; DNA replication initiation; double-strand break repair via break-induced replication. Gene Ontology annotation, molecular function: DNA replication origin binding; single-stranded DNA binding. Gene Ontology annotation, cellular component: DNA replication preinitiation complex.
AUGGAUGAAAACACGAGAGCUGAAUAUGAAAAUCAGUCUCAGCAACUGCGUAUCGACCUGAAAACUUGGGAAACUGACUGGGCUAAAGCACACGAGGGCAAGAAGCCAGGCAGAGGCGAUAUUAAAGCAAAUGAAGAAAUUGGUAAGUUUCUCAACCCUACAAAGAAGAUUUCAUCCUUACAAUCGUUAGCUGCGAAAUACAAACAAUAUAAUAAGGUUCGGGACAUUCUCUCGGGCAAGCUACCACCCCCUUCGAAGGAUGCCUCAAACCCUCCAAAGCGAAAAUCGGAUGGUCUACCAGCACAAACGCCCACUAAGCGUACCAAGCAUGUCGAAACUCCAGCGAAGAGCCGCACACAAAACCACGAUGAGGAGCUUAUGAACACCCCAGCCAUAUCACGCAAGCUGUUCAGUCCCACCUCCGUGACCUCAGUUGGCCCAACACCACAGCGAGAUGGCCAGGUCCUCGGGCUUUUCGACUUGCUAGUGGAGAAAGAGCUAGGAACACCAUCAAAGAGAGAUUCUGCGACCAACAUAGGAUCUGUCCACAAACUUGACGCAACUCCAAAUAAGAGGACAGCAACAAUGGAUGAUGAUGAGGAGAAGCUUGGCCGGACGCCUAUGUCGUCUAGCAAGCGCCAGAGGCUAAACCAUUUUAUGACGCCUUUAAAGAAUAAGGAUGGAAAUAAGGAUGUCGUGACACCUUGUUCGGUUUCGAAACUUCAAUUCGAUACACCGGCUUUUCUGAAGCGCAAUACUUUGCCGGUCCUGGAUGAGAGUGGCGAUUUCGAUGCUCCGGCCCCUUUACGUUUACCGCGCAAACCAUUCACAAGAGGUCUAAGCGAAAUUGUAGCAAGUCUACGAAAAGUUGAAGAGGAAAACCUAGAUGACGAUCUAGAUGCGUUACGAGACAUUGAAGAUGGUGAUUUAGGUGAACCGAAGCCAAAGACACUGUUCCCGUCUAAGCCUAAGGAUGAUGUACUGGUGGAAGACGCCCAAACACGAAAACUCCCACUCGGCGGCUUUGACGAUGAAGCCUUAUACGACAGCCCGGUGGAGGGAGACGGCAACCCUGCCAGAGUUUACAAGAAGAAGGGCCAGAAGCGAACAACAAGGAUGGUCAAGAUGCGUCCCACCCGGACCAAGAGACCGGAGAAUAUGGCAGAGAACCCUCAAAGCGAUGUAGAGAACGAUGAAACACACGCGGUUGGUGAGGAAACUGGAUCCGAUUUCGAUGAAGUGCUCGAGAAGAAGUCGGCACCAAAGAAGGAGGGCACAGUCAAGAAAGCAGCACGCAAGGUGAAUGAGCUGGCUCAUGCAAACUUCCAGCGGCUAAAGCUCAGGAAUCAUGGAGCCAAGGGUGGACCAGGCUUCAACAGUAGAUUCCGCAGACGAAAGUGA